GGCGCCCCGCUCAUAAAUCGCCAGUGAACUGUAUAGCGAGUGUAUAUAUCGGUGAUGGGACUUUCGUAUGUUGAUAAAUUAAAAUCAAUAUUUAAUUAAAUAAUAAUAGCCCAAAUAUAUCCAAAAAGUAGAGUUACAUCGCUUGUACAAAGUUCAAUAUUUUCUCGUAACUAUCCAACAACUGUUCAGAUUAUUGACGUUUCACGAGAGUCGAAAAAUCUAUUUGGUGCUGUUUGUGUCGGCUUAUUAGCCGUGGGUGUGCGAUAGCAGCGUUUAAUUUAUAAGAUAGUAUACGGUACAUUUAUUUACGAAUAGUCACUGUGUUUACUCUGUGUAUCAUUUUGUUAUUAUGUGGUUGGAUUUGAUUCUGAUGUGGCAAACCGAACCAAAGCAAGGCGGAGAAAACGUGACGCUCUUAUAAGAUGGGCGAACGCGCACGGCGAGCGAGUGGCCGCGCGUCGAGUGACGCGGGUUGCGCGACGCUUGCGCCACUCUUCGGAUACACAUUCAAGAAAUCGGACUGAAGCGGCCGCACCCGGCUAGCAUGGAGGAGUGCAAGAAGAGAGUCAGCACUAAAGUUUCCAAGAUAGCCAACAUAUUCCAAGGAAUGCCGUUGAGGGACGACGAAGACAUGCGCGGAAGUGACGUGACGGUCGUGAGGACCGAGAGUCACCUGGCCAGGUUCAACAACGCGCGCGCUCUGUUCGAGAAGCUGGGGGAGGAGAACCGCGGUUUUCGAAUUGAAAAGUCGCCCUCCGCCGCUGCAAGUUUUGCCGGGACACGCGGCCUUCCACCUGGAGUGCCCGCCCGGUCUCGCUCCAGCUCCGCCGGCUCAGUGAGCCCGUCGAGAAACAGCGUCACCGCACCUUCUACCUUAAACGGUGACCGCAUAGCCAACGGUGCUCCGCAGCAGCCCCCACCGAAGCCGGUCAAACCGAGCGUACUCCCGAAACCGGAGAAACCAGACCGACGGUUCAACAAGGAGCUCAUAGAGAAACAGAGAAAUUGGACGGCCCAUUUUAAUAAAUCGCGCCCGUCUCGAUACGAGCAGGACCCUAAGAUAGAGUAUAAGCCUGCUAGGAAUCAGGAGAGAAAGUCCCCCGAGGCGCCGGAGCGCCAAGUAAUUCCAUCGAGGGUGUAUUCGCCCCCCCUCUCCCCGGGUGCUAGUGAAACGCAGCUAGAUCGUCCCACGAGCUUCCCUAGUUCUUUAGUUAAUCGAAGUGUUCACGCGAAGUCGCCUAGUCCGAUUAAAAACAUUGCCCCAGUUAUACCCUCGCCUAGAUCUAAUAAUGUAGUGUCCCCCCCGAUCAGACAGGAGAUACCGUGUAUCGCGAAACCUGUAGUGCCUCAAACUGCGAUCCCCGUCGAGAAGGAACCUAGUGAAAAUAAUUAUUACAGUAAUCGUAGAUCGGCAUCGCCCAGGGACGAGGAGAAAAUUCUCGCUGAGAACAAACAACUUUUAUCUGGAUCCGAGAUAACCUCGAUAUCGACGACGUCCAUUGACAGACUAUCGCAGAGCUCCCUGCCGGGCAUACUCGACGAUAUUAUAAGCAGAAAGUCUUUAUCACCAGUCCCAAAAUCGCCACCACCACCCGAAGACAAGAGUAAAGCGGGCGAGCAACCGAAGUCCUUACCAGACCUGACGGCUGACACUGUGAUAGCGGACAGCCAGGACUAUAACGAUGGCUACGAGGAGAUUGUGAUCAAAUCUCCCACUCCGUCACCAGCUCCGUCUUUAUCCCAACACGAUACGGAGAGAAACGAUGCCGAGGAUCAGGAGAUAUCUCUCAAUCCGACAGCUGAUGUGUGCGAUAACUUGGCGAGUUCGCCGUCGAGGAGUCAAGAGGACGACGGGUAUGAUACUAUCCACUGCAGCGGCGAAUGGCAGGAUAAGAGCAAGCGUGGUUCUUCAACGCCGGAGUCGCCUACCAGCGCGGCUCAUACGGACGAUGCGUUGCGUUCGCCGCUCGCGUCCCCAUUGGCGUCGCCAGUACCCGGUGACAAGCCUCUACCUCCAUUACCUACGCAAGUAGUCGGUCGCAAGGAGGAGGAGGUGCGGGGGCGGUCGCGCGGCUCGUCGGUCUCCGACGAGGGCGGUUUCAACGAGCCCUCGCCAGAAGUUGUCGCGCGACUCCGACCGGCCGACUACCGCGCGCCGCGGGAUGAAGGCGACACUCUGUCAGUUAUGCAGCAGGACUCGGGCGUGGUAGUGAGCGAGGCUAGCCAGGGCUCCAUCGAAGUCCUGGACAAGUCCACCACCAGCCAGUGGAGCGUGUCCGAGGCGACGCGCACCGACGACGACAAACAGCCCGACAGCAUGACGCCCGAUGAGGCCGAGAUACUCCUCAGCUCCAGUAUACUGGAGAAAAAACUUAGACAAGAGGCGCUGCUGUCGGACGAGCAGGCGCAGGAGAUAGUGGCGAUGCUGUCGCCGCACGCGCCGCCGCACGACAACGGCGUCUCGCUCAACGAUAGCUACCAGUCCGUGCUCUCGUACGAGAGCAUGCAGUCAGUGGACGAAAGCUACGAGUUUGUGUCUUUGGAGACAGACGCGAAGCAGGCGGCGGAACCGGCGGCGGAACCCUCGGAACCAACUCGGGAACCGGUGGUUCCGGAUCCAGAAACUCAGGAACCGGGAACCCAGGAACCAGCUGAAGAAGCUUCGACCAGCGUCUUCGAGCACUACCCCCCGCAAGCGUUGAGGGAACUGGCAGAGGAGAAUGGGAUACAUUACUUUGAAGAUGGACACUUCUAUACAGAGGUGGCGGGACUCCCGCCGGUUGAAGAGGACGACGAUGAUGAUUAUUACCCACCAGUAUUUGUUAAGCGGAAUACCAAAGUUAAAUUCAGCACGCAACCGAUGCGCGUGUUCUCGACGCACUCAGUCCGCGAGUACGACCGCCGAAACGAGGACGUCGACCCCGUGGCCGCGUCGGCCGAGUACGAGCUCGAGAAGCGAGUGGAGAAGAUGCACGUGUUCCCCGUGGACCUGGUUAAAGGCGCCGAUGGCCUCGGACUGUCUAUCAUCGGUAUGGGCGUGGGCGCGGACGCUGGGUUGGAAAAGCUGGGCAUCUUCGUGAAGACAAUCACGGACAGCGGCGCGGCAGCGCGCGACGGCCGCAUACACGUUAACGAUCAGAUCAUAGAGGUCGACGGCAAGAGCUUGGUGGGCGUUACCCAAGCGUACGCGGCCUCGGUGCUGCGUAACACCUCUGGCCCGGUCAAGUUCCUCAUUGGGCGGGAGAAGGACCCCGAGAACAGCGAAGUGGCGCACCUCAUACGACAGUCCCUCGCCGCCGAUAAGGAGAGGGAGGAGAGAGCAUCUCGCGAGCGUCAGCGGCGGCAGGCGGAAGAGGGGGCGCCGGCGUCGGACGCGCCUCGACACCCCGAAAUACUCGAGCUGCGGGCGUUACUCAACGAGUUAGCGGGCAUGGAGGCGGGGGGCGGGUCCGCGGCGGAAGUUAGCGCGCGCGUACGCGAGUGGUGCGGCGCGCGCGCACCCGCCGACCAGUUGCGACGCGCGCUCACUACGGCUGCGGAUACGGCCGCAAGAGCUGUGGCUAAGUACGACAAGGCGCGUCGGGCGUUGCGCGAGUGGCGUCGCACGCGGGCGGCUGUGCGCGCGCGCGAGGAGUGGUGGAGCAACGAGCUGCGGGAGGCGCACAGGGAGUACUCCGCCGCGCUCUCCGCGCUGCACGACCGCGUCGCGCGGCUCGAGGUGCUGCUGCUGGAGACACAGAAGAAGGCUGGUCUGCCGGUGAUGUUGCCGCACGAGCCGUCAGCGCGCCGCGAGACGCCGCCGCUCCCGCGCCGGCCAGACCCCGACCCACUGCUUAUUAAUGAUCCUUUCAGCUCGGACAGCGAUCUAUCUGAUCUAUCGCCGAUCGAGGACGAAUAUGCCAAAGUAGAUAAGUCUGAUAGGAAAAAAGUGAUACCUGACAUCGGCGACGUGACCGCAACGACCGCUAGCGAAGUCAAAACGACCGCCAACGCCGUGACGUCACAGAGUAUAGUGUCGACUCAGUCUAACGCGACACACAAUGUAGUGUCGUCUCACUCUAACGUGACGCACAGCAGUGUAGUGUCGUCCCACUCUAACGCGUCACACAGCUUAGCGUCGUCUCACUCUAGCACUGUCUCGCAAUCAAAUGUCGUGACGUCGUACGUCAACGUCGCGACAACCAGUGCACCUUCUCCAGUCAACACGGUCAAUCAAGUCUCUGCAACGACAAUAGUGCCAGCUAGUGGUACCGACACUAUUAGGAGCACCGCGUCGGUCGCAUCUGUCGCGUCAGUCGCAUCAGCGACGUCGGCGGCGUCGUCGGUCGCGUCACGCGAGCUCGACGCUGCGGUGCCGCGCGGCGCGCUGCUCGACACGUCCGCACACCGCGCGCGCACCGACCUCGCGCGACAUCGACACCACGCGCCGCACGCGCAUUCCCCGCACUCGCACUCGCCGCACUCACUCAGCAAUGCCAGCUCCUACGACGGACUAGAUGACUCUUACAACGACUCCGCUGACGAAUCCCUCAGUGAAUCUACGUCGGGGGCGCCCAACACACACCAUACGCGAGACACCCGUCAGAGUUGCGGUAGUUCUAUCGGCAGUACCACAGACGAUGGCGUCUACUCGCGCGACCAUAGACAUUUUCCACUGUCGGGUCCAGCGGCGUCGCUGGCGGAACAGCUGAAACAAGUGCUGGCGGACCGCGAACGGCGGAUGGGCAACACGGAACCGCAACCGCAAUCGCACUCGCAACAGUAUCCGCAAUCGCAUCCGCACCCGCAACCGUAUCCGCAACAGUACACGCCGCAGCACCCGGACCCGGUGCAGCUGACCAACAACCUCGUGGAUGAGAUACGGCAGGCCGUCAACGAAGCGAAUGCUAGAGUGAAGAAAGCCCCGGCUUGUGUAGUCGGCGGGGAGGUGCCGUGGCAGCCGCAGCCGGAGCCCGCACCCGACGCGCCUGUCACCCCGCAACAGUGGAGUAAACAUCAGGUGUGGCAGUGGGUAUCAACCCUAGGCAGCGGCUUGGAACGCCACGCGGGCGCAUUCGCUGCGCGAGGCGUCGACGGUGCCCUACUACUCGCUCUCGGCUCUGCUGACCUCAAGCUGCUGGGCCUCAACGGAGACGACCGGAGACGCAUGAAGCGCCGCCUCAAAGAGCUCCGAGCGGCGCACGACAAACACGUCAAGGCGCUGAAAAAGGCGGAAAAGAAGAAGAAGAAGCCAUAAACUGUCAAUGUCAUACCAUAGAAUGUCAUGGAGAAUAGAGCUAGGUUACCUAAAUUUAUUGAUAUAUCGGUUUUUUAGAUUUUCUGGCAGAAGUUCACUAGUUCUUUUGAUUGGCUAUCUAACACUAACCAAUCAGCAACACUGUUGAAUAAAUAAACUCCUAUUAAAAACCUUGAAAACUUGGUAGGGGAUUCAUUGAGAGUAUUUAACUAAAUUUUGGGUCAAUCAAUGCUCGUUUACUUGUA
Molecule: messenger RNA, 5481 nt
Organism: Aricia agestis (brown argus)
Lineage: Eukaryota; Metazoa; Arthropoda; Insecta; Lepidoptera; Lycaenidae
Gene: Spn
Exons: 23
Coding region: 545-5236 (1563 amino acids)
Biological process (GO): actin filament organization; neuron projection development; calcium-mediated signaling
Cellular component (GO): cytoplasm; dendrite; actin cytoskeleton
Molecular function (GO): actin filament binding
Source: RefSeq, a predicted model, not a curated record